This is a messenger RNA of Betta splendens (Siamese fighting fish), 1922 nucleotides long. RefSeq names its product CKLF-like MARVEL transmembrane domain containing 6 (gene cmtm6). The transcript has 5 exons. Lineage: Eukaryota; Metazoa; Chordata; Actinopteri; Anabantiformes; Osphronemidae. The record is from RefSeq and is a predicted model, not a curated record. Gene Ontology annotation, cellular component: membrane. The coding region runs from base 168 to 710 and encodes 180 amino acids.
AAGCAGCAGAAGAAGAAGCACGAGUGGGACGGACACACACAUACGCACGCACGCACGCACGAACACACACACACACACACACACACACACAGAGGAGGAGACGCGGAAGUUAGAGAAACAAAGCCAGAAGUUGUCGUGAAGUGCGCAGAUCAACGAAACGUUCCAUCAUGGCUGCAAAAGAAGUUUAUUCCCAGACGACGAUCCCGAACCCCAAAACCUCCUGCUUCACGGUCCCUUCAGAACUUCUGCAAACGACCCGCUUCAUAUUCAAAAUUGGUGAAGUGCUCCUGUCCUUCGUGGCCUUCGUCCUGGAGGAAGUCAUCAAAAGCUGCAUCAGCUGCGGCCCGCUCUACUUCUUUGAGUUUGUCAGUUGUACAGCCUUCCUCUUCACGCUGCUGCUCCUCAUCCUCCUCUCCACCACACUGCACACCAAAGUGGGAAUCAGCUGCUGGGCCUCUCUGGACUUUGUCUACACCUCUGGCGUCUUUGUGCUGUUCCUCAUCUCCUCCAUCGUGUUUGCUUCAAACAGUGGGACGACAGUGGAGAGAGCAGCUGUGGCAUUCGGCUUCCUGGCAACAGGGAUGUUUUUGGCAGACGCCAUCUUUUUUAUCAAGACGAAUGGGUUUCCUUUAAAGAAAGACAGGAAGACGGAGAGCAACAACGGCAGCGCGGCUCCGGCUCCAGAAGAAGAGAAGCUCAGCGCUGAGUGACGAAGGGUGUCCUUCUUCAGGCUCGUGUCAUGCUGACGUUUUUAAUAAUAUCAAACCCUUAUUUUCCAUCACAUCAUAAUCUCCCAGUAAUGAACCCUUCACCUCAACAACAUGGAGACGUGAGUCAGGGUUUGUUUAACACAAACAAGUUUUCUUGCUUUUUCUAUGAAUCAUUAUUAAAUCCGGUGGAACCGCAAUGAUUAGCCGAGCAGCUAAGAGGUAAACACACACUGAGCUCUGCUGGUUCUUCGGGUUCAUGUGGACGGGUUUCGGGACUGAGUGAGCGGGUCGACACGUGAGACCACGUUGAACUUCAUGUGAUUCCAUGUUUUCCUUGAAUCUACAUCGUGUUUUAUACUGUUUUCUAUUUUUACACCUUUGCUUUGGUUAAGAAACACAAUCAGUGGAUUAGAGCUCCGUGUUUGUUCCUCACACUCGGUCUGCGGUUUUAGCUUUGUUUCAUUGAUUUUUAAGAUUCUUUUCAAUCAUUCUGUAUUUUUAAAAUCCAUGUUUUUUGAGAGUUUGUUUAAAUAUUCUGACGGUGAAGGAGAAGCUUUUUUGUAUUUUGUUGUUUAAAUCUUGGCCAUUGAUAACUUUAAUUUUACUCCUGCGUGAUAAUUGUGUUGAUUGUGGACUUUGGAUUUGGUUAAGUGAACUGAACAAAGGAAGACACACAACAUGCUCAGUUAACACCUCAAGACACACACAAUGACUUUAAAAUGAGGAAGGCAGAGGUGAUUUCAGGUGUCGCCAAAGCCCUAAUCCAGUCUUUGUUUGUCAUCGUUCUGUUGUGAUUUAAGCUUUUAUGCCCAGAAAUGAAGGUGGACUGCAAGUUAAAGAACAGGACAACCGAAACUCAACGGCACGUUGUUUCAUAUUUCCAAAUGUUUAAAAAAUAUUAUUCUCUAUUAUUGAUUAUAUAAUUACAGAUUCAUGUUCAUACACAUUUUUUCCUUUGUGUCCAAGUUCCAACUCAGGUAGAUUAAAAGUAAAAAUGAACUUUAACUGCAGCGUAAGAGAAAUUAAGUCAGACGAGCCACAAAACAACACAUAUAUGGUUAAAGAAUCAUCGAAUCCUGACUCAAUGUUUUUUUAAUUAGUAUCAGCCUUCAAUAUACCGUUCUAUUCUGAUCCGUGUAUGAAAUAUAGGAAUAGGUUUUACAAAUGAUUGCAUGAUUUAUUCUGUUGUGUAAUAAACAGAUUUUUACCUUG